CCCACAGUACACAGAACAGGAAGAAAGAGAGAGUGUGAGCCCAAGUGAGAAAGCCAGAGAGGACAGGGAGAACCUGGCAUAAUUCCUCAGUAUCUCUGGGAACUUAUGGGGACUCCUGGGAGUUUCUUGAAGCAAAAUGAAAGAUGCCUGGUACCUCUGGGUCUCCACUACACUCUGGGUCUGUCCUCUGGUAUGGGGGCAUCCUUGCAGCAUUGAUGAACAGGGCUGGGCUGCCUGCAGUGGAAAGAGCCUUCUCCAUGUUCCAAACUCCCUGCCCAGGAACAUCACCAGCCUGGAUCUGUCUUUCAAUUCCUUAAUGAUGCCUCGACACGGAACCUUUCUGAGAAGCUUCCCAACUCUGCACUCCUUAAACCUCACUGGCAAUGCCAUUCCUACACUCUAUUCUUCCCUCUUUUUUAACCUUGGUACUCUCUACCUGCUGGAUUUAAGCAACUGCAGUAUUUCUCAUGUGCACCCAAAGAGCUUCUUUGGUUUAAAUACCCUUCACACACUCCUGCUGAAAAACAAUAAGCUUCAGUCUCUGGAGCUCUCCAUCUUUCCUGGUCCUGGAGCCCUUGCCUAUCUGGACCUAAGAAACAACAAGCUGUUGUAUACAGAUGAACUUGCUAUGCUUUUUAUACAAAGAAUCCACCAUGUCAACCUUCAGGGGAAUCCCUGGAUGGACAAUUCCUCCAUCAUUCCUUUCCAGGAAGGGCAAAGACAAGCUAAACAGACCUUCUAUGAACUACACCCAGAACUCCAGAUGCAAGAGAUAACAACACUGGAUUAUCAGGAGCUGGACCACAGGGGAAGACUUCGGAUCCCUCGUGCUGUUGACUCACCAGUCAGUCCAGCACUUGAGAAUGACACAUCUACUAGCACGCCUCCCCUUGAGAAGCCUGGGAAGAGCUGGCCAUACUUUGCUGGUUUUGUGCUUCUGGCUGUUGGCAUCUCCAUCCUGAUUGCAGUGGUUGCCAAAUGCAAAUUGCUCCACAGGAACCGAGCCAGUUACCAGCAUCAACGACUUCCAGAUUCCCGCUCUGUUGGAAGCAGCCAUGUUGAGGAAGCUGACAUGGAGGUGGCUUAUGGGAGGAACGAUCCAGUUGCAGGUGCAGCUGGCUGUCAUCCUGACGAUGAUGAUGGUUUCAUUGAGGACAACUACAUUGAGCCCAACAGAGACCUGCAAGAAGAGGAAGAGGAAGAAGAAGUGGAAGAGGAAGCACUGGAACCACAUUUCAAACUUUGAGGAUCUAUUUGGAAUCAAGGUCCAGUUUUUCUCAUAUCCUCCUGUAUGUGUUUGGAGUACCUUUCCAUUUUAUUUUAUACAUGCUUCCAUCCAGUAAUUUCAUUAUAACAUCUCCUCCCAUUUUUCUGACUUGAGGACAGUCUGUGGUCUCCCACCCUUGAUCACAAGAGUCAUCUGAUCAGCCAAUGGCUUUCUCAGGGAUAUCUCCAUUCUCAGAACUAAAGUACCCUCCUAGUACCUUUUACUCAUGUAAUUUGAGAUUAUCCAUGUGCUAACUCCCAUGUAUGUAUGCAUAAAGAGCUGCAGGAUUAGUCUGUUGACAGAAUGAUGGGAUUUUAAUAGUGAACUCAACCCAUUCACAAAAUUCAGGUUUUAAUCUAUAAAAAGACUAACUAGUUGUUUUUCUCUUAAAAAUAAAAAUAACAGCUCCAGAAAACAUAUGAUCAGGUAAAUAUGCAAAAUACUUAUAGGGGGUAGUUAACUAGUAGUCCUGAAGCACAAGACGGAGAGUGGAGAUAAUGAUUACUAGACAGUCAGCAUUCAGUUCAGAGGCUGAUCCUGUAUGGUUUGAUGUAGAACUUUUUGAAACUUUCUUUUAAAAAAAAUAACAACUCUCAAAACGCAAUAGGUUCCAUGCUGGCUAGUGGCUGGGAGAUCACAAUAACUGCAGACCAAAAUGUUAAUUUUUUUCAAGCUGUAGUCUGACUAAGAAAAGUCUGUACCUAUUUGGACACAAUGUCAGCUAGAGAUUUCAAUGAUCAUCCUUAUCCUUUCCAUGUUUCUACAGGGCAUCUGUCUUCAUUCGGUGUCAAAGUUCCUCAGUUUUCUAUGGUUAAAAUACCUUUAGAGAUGGAAAGAGAAAAGAGUGAUGGAGUGGAGAUUGUGAGACAGAAUGCUACAAGAUGCUGGAAAUAUAUCAUGCCAAUCAUUUGGAGGGAAAUGUUGUUCUAAGAAUUUGAGAGUGUUGUUGGGAUGGUCUCUCAGUGUACCCAUGUCUUGUCUGUGGUCCUAGCUGUUGAGAACUGUCUGUCACAUGUUGGACACUGCAGCAUAGAAUGCAAAGUGCCCUGGUUGCAGCUUCCAAAACCGUAGAAGCUAAAUGAUGAAUUUGAUGUAGGGAGCCCAACAUACAGCCUCCCACCUGCUGCAACCACCAGAAUCAUUCAUGACAGACACACUUCUCUGACUGAUGUGGAAACAUGUUUGAUUGCCUUGGAACCUGAUCAUACUACAGAAGGAUGAGUACCAAAGGCUAGCUUCUGUUUUAAUAAUUUUUCAUUAAAAAGACAGCAUCCCUAACUCUGAAUUCAUUGGGUAUUCUUGGCUGCACAGUGCACAUGGGAGUUCUACACUGCACGUCUUUCCUCUGUGUAUGAAAUAUUUAUGCCUUUAAGUAAUCUUUUCAAUCUGUGUUUGAUAGAAUCUACUGUACGUUUAUUUUACCUAUUUCACUGUAGUAAGGAAUCUACAGCAAGUUUGUAAAUAGUGCUGAAGUAACCCUUCUUCAUACUAUCUUCUCUGUAAUUUUCUGGUUGUAGUUAUGUUUGACUAUCUGUUGGUGAGUUUCAUUGUUCAGUCAAGUGCUUGGUUCUAAAAGUAACCAUGUGUUUGACACAUUGCACCAUGGGGCCUUUCCAGAUGGCUGAGAGUGUGCAUGCAUUUCCCCUAAGCUAUGCUUCCGUUGUGGUGAUACAGCUUUUUGCCAUCACUGAAACCCACAUUUUAUUUCUGUGCAAAAUUAUAUAAAAGUCUAUCCCUUUUACUACUGUAUUUCUGGAGGUGAAGGAUUGAUAGCCAUGCUUCACUCUCUUAUAGUGGAAUUAUACACAUUUACUGACAAGCAAGCACCAUUGUGUGGUUCGUUGGAACUUACUUCCUGGUACAUCUAUUUAAGAUUAUAUCUUCAGUUCUGAUAAUGUGAGCCUGUAGACUUCGGAAAGUGAAGGUAAAAUAUCACCUUGUCAAUUUCAAAAUUUGACAGUGCUCCUUGUAAGAGAGUAAAUGAGACACACACACUAUUUCCCCAGUGCUGAAGAACAAGAUUGCCGUUUCCCCGCUAUGAAACAGAGCAAUUUGAAGGAAAGACAGGGCAAAGCAAAUAACGGCCCCAAAUCAGGUGUAUAAGCCUCCAAGCCUUACCUAAAUGCAAAACAAACAGGAUCAUCUCAUUAACCCCUUAGCUUAUUGAUCUGAUGAAUAAAGCCUAGUGUUCUCUGAGUAAACUGAAUGGGAUUUGAGAUCAAAAAAUGGCAAUCUAAAUUGCUCAGAGUGCAAUUAGCAUUACUGGACUAGGGCAAGAGAGAUGCUGUUAUUUAAAUUAUACGAAGCUACCUCUAGGCUGAUAUACAAGGGAGAACUGAAUAAAUGAAUUGGACUGGUCUCCACCCUAAUCGUAUGUAGUGGUUUGGUGGUUCUAUGAAUAAAUACACUCCUAUCUAUGUUUUUAA
This is a messenger RNA of Sceloporus undulatus (fence lizard), 3693 nucleotides long. It is a transcript of the gene C4H1orf210, whose product is annotated as chromosome 4 C1orf210 homolog. Gene Ontology annotation, molecular function: protein binding. The transcript has 6 exons. NCBI's taxonomy places the organism in Eukaryota, Metazoa, Chordata, Lepidosauria, Squamata, Phrynosomatidae. The record is from RefSeq and is a predicted model, not a curated record. Bases 137 to 1246 code for a protein of 369 amino acids.